Molecule: messenger RNA, 375 nt
Organism: Vicia faba (fava bean)
Lineage: Eukaryota; Viridiplantae; Streptophyta; Magnoliopsida; Fabales; Fabaceae
Source: the annotation of a GenBank genome assembly
AUGGAAAAGGAGUGUCUUCUGUAUUACUCUAUGUUUACGUAUUCAAACGAUCCAACACUGCGGUUGAUAUCUGACCAUUCAGUGAAAUAUGAACUUCUAGGGAAUGAUUCUAUUUUUAGUAUUUUUAAAGCAAAAUUUGGACAUUUACCUGUGGUGGAGAAUGGAGAAGUUGUUGCUCUCCUUGACAUAUCAAAGUGUUUAUAUGAUGCCAAAGUAAAGGCAAAUGCAAUGGUUGUUGAAGAUGUCCAAUUGAUGCAGGUUCGUCUUGCCGGCAAAAAUGCAGGUUCAUUGUACCGUGGCAAUGCAUUUUAUCCUCAUGUUGCCUUGCAUAGAAUUUCCCGCUGUCAAAGUUAUCUUCUCCAUAUGGUAAAGUAA